Stegodyphus dumicola is the source of this 2562-nucleotide messenger RNA. RefSeq lists its product as uncharacterized. Gene Ontology annotation, biological process: cell fate commitment; positive regulation of transcription by RNA polymerase II; negative regulation of transcription by RNA polymerase II. Lineage: Eukaryota; Metazoa; Arthropoda; Arachnida; Araneae; Eresidae. The record is from RefSeq and is a predicted model, not a curated record. Gene Ontology annotation, molecular function: DNA-binding transcription factor activity, RNA polymerase II-specific; zinc ion binding; RNA polymerase II cis-regulatory region sequence-specific DNA binding. Gene Ontology annotation, cellular component: nucleus.
AUAAUUGUUAAAAAAAUGUUCUUUAUAUUAGUGUUUGUAGGUGAUUCCUAUUUAAUACUUUAUUUGUUUUCAUUAGGCUAUGAUAACGACAGUCCAAGAGCUAUGUCACCAUCAGGCAGUGUUUUGUACACACUUCAGUAUCCUACUCAAGAUGUGACGCAUACCAACGCCCACCCGAUGUGGGGUGCUGCUGUAACCAACAACAAUGGAAGCGGCUAUCCUUUCAGUUCUGGUCUAGGAAGUCCCAGUCUGGAAACCAACGACGUGGGUUCCAAUGGCAGAAACAGCUACAGUGCAUUCACUGGCAAUCCUGCUUACAUGUUAACCUCUGGCAACGAAGCGGCCGGAUGGGCCACUUUGCCUUCCAUAACUUCGUCUUACUUGCCAGACAGCCGAAGAUCACAGUAUACGGAACCUCCUCCCGAAUACAGCAGGAUUCCAGAACCUCCACAACAUCAAUGUGCGGUAUGUGGAGGAACAGACAGUAGCCCUUGGAGACGGGACAGCACUGGCCAAUUCAUCUGCAAUUCCUGUGCUAUCUAUAAAAACGGUGUGACAGCCAGAUCAAAUGCUAUGCGACCCGCAAGAAGACUGACAACAAGUCGUAGAGCGGGAAUGACAUGUUCCAAUUGCUCAACUACAGACACAACGCUCUGGAGGAGGAACACUCAGGGAGAACCAGUCUGCAAUGCUUGUGGUCUGUACUACAAAUUGCACCAGGUGAACAGGCCGAUAACUAUGAGGAAAGAUUCUAUUCAGACUAGAAAAAGGAAGCCAAAGAGUACUGCAUCUGCAACUAAAGGAAAAGCACAUUCUACAAAUUCAAACACCAAUGGUUCUUCUAGCAAAUCUCCCAGCGCUACAUCUACAAGCGUCUCAUCUGCAGCAUCUUAUCUACCGCAGGGGGGUAUGGAUGGGGACCUCAGCGAUGCUCAGCAUCACCGACUUGUCCAAUCGCCCUUAUUACCUUCAUCGACUGCCUUAUCUCAGCAGCUGCCACAUUUCCCUCCUCUGGAUCCCCCUCAUGGAAGCGAGAUCAUCUUGGAGAAUGGAAUUGUGCUGGAACAUCCAUCCGUUAUCAGCGUGGCCCCCAACAAACAGCUAUGAUAACCGAGGGUCACUUUGUGACUGCUUCGUCAAUUCCGUGUAUCACUACUUUACUCAGCGUAAAUGUCCCGAGGCUCUUCGGAUGGAAAUUGGUAUAAGUGUGGAAAGCAUCUGACAAUCAAAAAUUACGAAAGUGGUUAGCAGAAAGUAAAAUCUUGGCAGAUGCUUUUCCUGAAGCAAGCUCUGGGUAGUCCUAGUGUGUUAGGAGGUAUUUAAUGUUGAAGGAAAUCAUGGCUUGAAAUUUUAUCAAAUUUUUCUUUUUUAUUUUAAAGUCUCUGUUUUAAUUAUUAUACCUUCGAAAAGUGUUUGUCAUAAAGCUCUACAGAAGGGUUCUAUUUGCGUCAUAACAGGGAAAAUUUUUCCAUUUUAAUACAGUAUAAUGGAAUUUUACAGAGGCGAACAUCAGUCUACAAAAUUGCAUUAUUUGCAUUAUAAUUUUUGAAUAAAUCACAUGAAUUAGGCUGGCAAAAAUGUGCCUAUGAUUUGCAGUGUUUUACUUUCCAAUGAAAUAUUUUUUUUAAAAUCUAUAAAUCUGCUUAAAAGAGAUUAUAUAUUUGUUUUAGUAAAAAGCGAAUCAUCAAUUUACAAAUGGAAACUUUUAAUUACGUUUUAAUCUAGAUUUUAAUCGUGCUAGCAAUUAUGCACUAUAUUCACAGAUUUGUGAACUGAUUCAAAAUUUAUUACUGUGUUAGUUAAAAUUAAUCAAUAUAAAAAUGUAUUUUUAAGUCAAAAUAUACAAGACAUGUUUAGAUAAUAAUUUUAAAACACAGAUGCAGAAUCAAAGGAAAAAGGAAUAUUGGGAGCUUGAGUGAUCACAGUGAAAGUGAUCUGAAAAGUGAUCUUAUUGAAUUUAUUGAUAAUAUUAUUGCGCUUCUAAAUUAAUAAAAAAACGUUAUAAUUAAGCCAAAUAUUAGAAUAAACAAUGCGAUGUACAAGAAUGUAUGUUUUUUUAGAUUUAUUAUUGUUUAUACAGAAGAAGAAAAAUCCAUCCUUUCCACAUUGCCGUUUAAAGGAACAUAUUCCCUGAAAUAUUGCUCACUGAAAUGAAGUUUACAAAGAAUGCUAAAAUAAUAUUCUUUGAUUUGCUAAAAAGGAGUUCAUGAAAAUUAAAACUCAAUGCAUUUGAAAUGGCUAGCAAAAUUCAAAGUGAGUAUGAAAGACAUGUGUUUGGAAGAACGUAAACCCACGUGUCAUUUAGUCCAUUUCUGAAGUUACUGAAAAUAAAGAAGAAAUUUUGAACUGCUCGUUAAAUUUGAUUCGUUUAAGUGAAAAACAUUCCAGUAUUUUUAUGCUCUCUAAAGAGGAAGAAGGACAUUGUAUUAUCUGAAAUAUUUUUGGCCAUGUAAAUUUUUAAGAGUGUAUUGUUUAUAACAUCGAUAUUUUUAUGUAAAUAUGUUUCUACUGUAAUCUUGAUAAAUGAUUAUAUUUUAAAUAAAUAAUAUGUUUUAAAAUUAA